GAUUCUGGAAGCCGGGCUGCGCCGUCUGCGUGGCGGGCCCCCCGUGAAGCGGCAGGGGGCAGCCGCCGCCUCCCCCGCCCGGCGGCUCUACGCCGUUUGCGUAGCGUGCCCCAAGAUGGCGUCGCGGUCGUCGUCGUCGGCGGUGGCCGGAGCGCUGGCAGCGGCGGCGGAGCGGCUGGAAGUGAAGGGAGGGAUGAGGCGGGCGAAAGGCGGCAGCGCGUAGCGGGCGGCUCCCGGCCUGUGGGAGACAGAGCGGAGACCGAGAAAGAGACUGUCGCGGGGAGGCGGCCCCCCUCCGUGUGUCCCCCCCCUCCCCGUCCUUCCCUGCCCGCCCCUCACGGGAGCCCCGGCGGGUCCUUCCCGGCGCCGCCACCCUGCCCGCCCCCGCCGCCCUCUAGGCCGCGGGCCUCGCCGUCCUCCGGCCUGCCCCCCGCCUCCCCGCUCCCCUCAGCCCCCAGCCGCCCCCUCGGAGCGGAGGAUGAUGAAGCUCAAGUCCAACCAGACGCGCACCUACGACGGGGACGGCUACAAGAAGCGGGCGGCCUGCCUGUGCUUCCGCAGCGAGAGCGAGGAGGAGGUGCUGCUGGUGAGCAGUAGUCGUCAUCCUGAUCGAUGGAUUGUCCCUGGGGGUGGCAUGGAGCCCGAGGAGGAGCCCAACGUGGCCGCUGUGCGAGAAGUCUGUGAAGAGGCUGGAGUGAAAGGGACGUUAGGAAGAUUAGUGGGAAUUUUUGAGAAUCGGGACAGGAAACACAGGACAUAUGUUUACGUACUUAUCGUCACAGAAGUGUUGGAAGACUGGGAGGACUCUGUCAAUAUCGGAAGGAAAAGGGAAUGGUUUAAGAUAGAAGAUGCCAUAAAAGUUCUGCAGUAUCAUAAACCAGUGCAGGCCUCGUAUUUUGAAACCUUGAGGCAAGGUUGUUUGGCAAACAACGGCACUCCUGUCAUGACCACGACGUACUCUGAGAGCUCCGUGUCUGACAUCAGAUGACUGAAGACGUCCCCAGGAGGAAAAUUUUGAAAAAUAGACUGAAACACGGAUUUCCCUCCCCCCUCCCCUUUUUCACAUGCCUCCUCUAUCAAACAAGGCAUGGGCAGCAGCCUGUGGCAGAGCAAGUGUUGAGAGUGCUGCAAUUUAGUGCAAGGUGGGAUUAUUAUUUUUUUGUUGGCUUUUUUUUUUUUUGCUUUUUUGGAUAUGUAUUUUGUAAAAUACAUUUUGUGCAUGAAGUGCCCCUUUCCCGUUACACCGCUUCCAUGGCCUGGCGAGCAAGGCUGCCAGUUUCGCCUCUGCCUUGUGUUCUGAAGUGUCCCGUUUGUGUCAUCCCAGCCAUAGCCACUUUUUUUUUUUUUUAAUUGAAAGACUUCAAAUGUGAGAUCAGCUCUUUAAGUCUUAGUCUGUACUGUAAGGUGCUGUUCGGACCUGUGUGGUGGUCACUUUCAGCGCAUAUGUAUAAACUUUUUUUAGGUGGAGAAUCUAACAUUUUAAUUCUACGGGAAUUUUUUUUUAAUCCUGGUCUGCUUCUGAAAAGAAGGGUUCAUAAUUAAUCUGUUUGCCUUUUGUUCUGUUUUUUUUUAAAAAAAAACACAAAAAACC
Molecule: messenger RNA, 1591 nt
Organism: Chroicocephalus ridibundus (black-headed gull)
Lineage: Eukaryota; Metazoa; Chordata; Aves; Charadriiformes; Laridae
Gene: NUDT3
Product: nudix hydrolase 3
Exons: 5
Coding region: 479-988 (169 amino acids)
Biological process (GO): diadenosine hexaphosphate catabolic process; adenosine 5'-(hexahydrogen pentaphosphate) catabolic process; diadenosine pentaphosphate catabolic process
Cellular component (GO): nucleus; cytoplasm
Molecular function (GO): bis(5'-adenosyl)-hexaphosphatase activity; diphosphoinositol-polyphosphate diphosphatase activity; endopolyphosphatase activity
Source: RefSeq, a predicted model, not a curated record